AUGUGUGGAACGAUCGAGCAAGAUCCUGAAGGUGGACACUCGUUCGUGAAGAGGAAGGACUUGACUCUGAGGCUGGUCGUUCAGAAGCUGGAUUCGCCUGAUGAGGAACACCCGUCUUUGGAUGAGCUCGAAAAGGCUCACUUUGCCUGCCAAGCGCUGGGCGAUCUUGAUCUAUGGAGUAUCCCAACGAUGAGAUGGGGUGAGAGACCGGAGGCCGACCCGAAUUGCAGUCCCACUGUCGCAGCGUACCAGAUCAACCUCGCACGUGAUGGUCUCGUCUUCAGCAUGCAUUCCCACCAUUACGCAAGCGACGUGAUGAGCUGGAGCAACUUCACCCAUCAGCUUGCCGACAACUGCUAUGCCAUUGCCAACAGCACCCCCUUUCCGCCCUGGGACCCGAAGUGCAACGACGUUGCUCGAUUCACCAGGGAUCUGCCCGAAGAGGAGCUCGUCGACGGCCCUCCGAUCCCGCAGCGCCACCCAGAUCACCCGGAGCAGCAGUGUAUCCUUGUCCACCUUCCCAAGAGCAAGGCCAACCAGUUGAAAGAGCAGGCUACUCCGAGCGACCCAGCGGCGCAAUGGAUCUCGACAUACGACGGCAUGUGUGCCUACAUCUGGCGCCUGCUUUCCAAGGCCGUCAACAUGCGUCCGCGUAUACACAACCCGCCGGUGCCGGAGCGCAUGCUACGCAACGUCCUCGCGGGCGCCUUCUCCGACACGGCCCCGGUGCCGGCGCCCACGGCCGGCGAGGUCAUCUCCGAGGCGCCGCUGUCCAAGCUGGCCGGCUACAUCCGCGCCCUGACCGAGUCGUGCACGGAGCAGCACCUCGAGAACCUCAUCGCGGCGAUCGCGCCCAUCCGCGACAAGCGGUCCAUCAGCCUGCGCGUCGACGCGCACCCGCCGAUGAGCAUGUCCGUGACGGACCACCGGUCGGGCGACGGCUCGCUGAUCACGGCCGGGCUGAUCCUGGUCUACGCGCCCAUCAGGUCGGGGGCCGACCCGGAUGAGGGCUGCAUGUUCACCUUCACCAUGGAGAAGGAGCUGGUGCCCAAGCUCCUCGAGGAUUCUGAGUGGAACGCGUACUUUGACUAUCGGGGCGGGGACUGA
This is a messenger RNA of Anthostomella pinea, 1107 nucleotides long. Lineage: Eukaryota; Fungi; Ascomycota; Sordariomycetes; Xylariales; Xylariaceae. The record is from the annotation of a GenBank genome assembly.